GAAGCGUUGCAGGGAAGCGCGCUCGUUGUUUUGUUUUUAGUCCAGGAAACUCGUGUAGCUCACGCCCAAUACACCACCUUUGCUCACUCACUCACUUAUCACCAUCGUCGUAGUAGUCGUAAUAGUAGUAGUAGUCCCACAUCACACCGCACUACCCGAGUGGGAUCCCGCCGCUCCUCACUCUGGAAGGAAGCAAGGAAAGAAGGAAGGAAAGAACCCCACAUAAAUCCACCAACUGCUCGGGACCUGCCUUUCCCUGCUGUAGCGUGCGUGCAUGCCCGCCUGCCUGCCUGCGUGCGUGCGUGCGUGCUUUCCUUGGUUUGUUUGGGGUUGGGGUUGCGGUUGCGGCUGGUCUUAGACUCGAGCACUUUGGAGCCAAUAAGCCAUCAGAGCCAAUCAUCCUACUCCAGCACGAAGCCAUUGGGCUUAACCCGCAAUUCGCUGCUGACCUAUUGCAUUCGUGGGUGGCGCGUACCAUCUCUGUCGUCGACAGUUGCAGUUCGUUAGUUUUGCGGUGGUGAUCUUUGUUGGGGUUCAUGCCCAGGGCUGGGGUUUUUAUUGCCUCCGAGGGAUUUAUAUACAGUCAUCACCCGGGUUGUCGUUUCUCUUCAUGCAUUUUCAUGAGAAGAUCGAUUUGAGAUGGCUCGUGCAGCGCAGUAGUGCUGCCUCACGAAGGGUAAAACCAUCAACGACCGUCGGUGGACGACGAUGCUUCCAAGUAGAAGCGUCCGGCCUUUGCAGUUUAAUCGGGAGUUGAGAUAAUGACCAUGAGUGCAUCGCGAACCCCAGAUUGGCCUUGUCUGCGCUCUGCCGUUGCUGGUCUAAGACCCUCGCAGGUUCGCAACCCGGAGAAAUUCGUGUUGGAUUAAUCCGAGCAGGAAACGUGCUCUGAUCGCCUCAUACUGCCAGCCCUUCUCUCACAACGUUUUUAGUUUUUGGUUUUAGUGUUUUUAUUUUUUAUUUUUUUCAAUAUGGUAGCACAGAAGCCGUGGCUCUAAUAAUCCUACAAGCUUUCUUCAACCUCCAUUGCCGCCCUCGAUCCGGAAAACUUACACUGUCCAAUUAACGGAUGACGCUGAAAAUCAUAGUCUGAGAAGGUAGCAAGGUUUCGAGAUUGAGAAAUCAAUUUGUCCAGGCGAGGCCCAGGCUGGCCAGUGGUGGCCGCGUAGAGCGGCACGCUGGCGAGUCCUGGUAGUACCACGCUUAGGCAGCUCGGGGGAGGCGAGGGCGAGGGCGAGGGGUGGGACUUGAGGGUUGACGACCCCACUGAGAGAGGCAAGCGUGUAGCGUCACAGGAGAGUGACGCAUCCCUUCGCGACUCCCAGAAACUGGAAACGUGGAACCGGGAGCCCCUAGUGAGUUGGACAGGAAGCGUGAGCACUAGCGACAAGGAUCUGGACCAAGGCUGGAAAGAGAAGGAUCAACUGGAAAACUGGGAGCAGCAUUUGGGAGACAGGAAUCCGAGGGGAUCGGAGAUUUUGAGUGCCCACAAUCUAGACAGUGAUAAGGAACAAGGAGCGACUGAUUCCGCUGCAGCCGGAAGCACAGAUAGAGAAUGCGCGGGGGCGUUGGAUAACUCGAUGAGGUAUACAUCCGCAUCAGCGGUGAGGGCUAGAAACUUAGGGGCUCAGGAUUAUUCAGGUCGCAGAAACGCUAGGGGAUACCAUUCCUCCAUGAGCAGUGGUGCACCAUGUGGCGCCUGCAAAUUCCUGCGCAGGAAGUGUGUAAGGGGUUGCAUCUUUGCGCCAUAUUUUAGUGCGGAGCAAGGAGCGGCGAAGUUCGCCGCCGUGCAUAAAGUUUUUGGGGCCAGUAAUGUAGCUAAGUUGCUGUUGCAUAUACCAGCGCCGCGACGCAACGAUGCGGUGCUGACCAUCAGCUACGAAGCGCAGGCCCGAUUGUCCGAUCCCGUGUAUGGCUGCGUCGCUACCAUUUUCGCUCUCCAGCAGCAGGUUGCAAGCUUGCAAGCGGAGCUAACUAUGAUGCAAACCCAGCUCACAGACCGCAACACACACCUGCUGCAGCAACAACGAAUGACAAUGGCCUUCGGUGCUCAGGGUACGCAGGCGGUUGAAUUCUUGCAGCCCCAACACCUCGCAGAUCACUCCCAGCUCUCGUCCACAUCCGGGUUGUCAAUGGGCAUUCCUGGAGGCUCCAGCACGGGUCCAUACACCCGUGUGAAAGCAGAAGACAGUUACCUUCAUGGUAUGCAAACUCACCUCUACGACGUCGGAAUGCCGGCUACGAGUAUGGAGCCUACCAUUAUGUCCACCGAGCAUAGCUUACUGGAGUCCAUGCAAAGAUUCAGAAGCGGAGGAAUGGCGGAGCAAUCGGAUGAGGGGGAACUGCAAGCUCUCACAUCUCUCUUCAGGAGGAAAUAGGAGCUGGCAGCCUCGCUCGUUGUCCACUGUGUGCUUUCAUUUUCAUGUUCAGCGGAUUCGCGUGGUUUUCGACUUUGUUGGUUUGUUAAGAAGUGCAGUUCCAGGACACGUGACGGUUUUAGCUUGGCAGUGGAAGAUUCUGCUUGGACCCUAAGCGAUUGACUUGAUUAGGCUGGACAAUGAGGCGUUAGCCAUUUAGCUCAGGGAGAGCAUAUUAACUUUUAUGAGAUUAGGCAUGGUACUGCAAGGCUAUCAUCUCGGCAUGAGGAUUGGCGGUCACCGUAGGAGGCUAGCAGAGAUCGGAAGGUAGUACCAUUUGCAGCACGAAUCUAACGUACAGAAUUAAUUCAUGGAUCGUGAUUAAUGUUUUCGCUUCAUGUGUCUGCAUGCAAUUUGAGGAGUUGGCACCAGACAGCUUUAAGCAAUGGCAGCCUUGGCCCCUCUUGGACUUUGCCUCUGCAUGAACCAGUAGGAUGUGAUCCUUUCCUUUCACUUUGUCCGUAGUUUACAGCAAGUAGGUCCUAAUAGAAUUUACCUUGCACUGGGUCAAGCUUCGACCUCCUGAGGUUAAUACUUUUGAGCUAUGGCUAGUUUAAGUGAGAAUUUUUGCAUCGAAAUUUGUCUAUAUAUGUGCGUCAUAUAUUGUGUUACCUAAUCUAAAGUGGGGAUUUGUAAUGUGAGAUUAUGGCAGAACCGUUGUUCUAUGUAACAUGCUCAAACCUGUUGGGAGUCGUUUUCCUUUCGACAGACACGUAAUGAGGACGAUUGCUUCUGGGUCAAUUCUUGACCAUUACUGCACGUCA
Molecule: messenger RNA, 3181 nt
Organism: Physcomitrium patens
Lineage: Eukaryota; Viridiplantae; Streptophyta; Bryopsida; Funariales; Funariaceae
Biological process (GO): positive regulation of DNA-templated transcription; hormone-mediated signaling pathway
Cellular component (GO): nucleus
Source: RefSeq, a predicted model, not a curated record